AUGGACGCAGCGUGGACAAAGUCCGUCCACGAGGCGCUCACCCAGCUCCGUGUCGACCCCUCCAAGGGUCUCUCGGACGAUGAAGUCGAGCAGCGUCGUGCGCAGUACGGCUCCAACACGUUGCCCGAACAGCCUCCCACCCCGCUCUGGCAACUCAUCCUGGACCAGUUCAAGGACCAGCUCGUGCUCAUCCUCCUCGCCUCGGCCGUCAUCUCGUUUGUGCUCGCUCUCCUCGAGGAGGACACUACGCUCGGUGCGGCUCUCAUCGAGCCGGGCGUCAUUUUCCUGAUCCUCAUCGCCAAUGCUACCGUCGGUGUCGUCCAGGAACGCAACGCCGACAAGGCCAUCGACGCGCUCAAGGAGUACAGCCCGGAUACGGCCAACGUCAUCCGUGAAGGUACUACCGAAAAGGUUCGCUCCGAAGACCUCGUACCUGGUGAUAUUCUCAUCCUCACCGUCGGCGACAAGAUCCCCGCCGAUUGCCGUCUCAUUGCCAUCAACUCGUCCUCGUUCCGCGUAGACCAGGCCAUCCUCACGGGCGAGUCGAUCUCGGUCAACAAGUCGCUCGAGCCUGUCGCAGACACCAACGCCGUCAAGCAGGACCAGGUCAACAUUCUCUUCUCGGGAACCACGGUUGCCAACGGAACUGCUAUCGCCGUUGUUGCUCAGACCGGUUUGCGCACCGCCAUCGGCGACAUCCACGCCGAAAUCUCCAAGGACGACGAUGACAAGACACCGCUAAAGCAGAAGCUCGAUGACUUUGGUGAGCUUCUGGCCAAAGUCAUCACCGUCAUUUGCAUCUUGGUUUGGAUCGUCAAUUUCCGCCACUUCAACGACCCUUCGCACCACGGCUGGGUCAGGGGUGCUAUGUACUACUUCAAGAUUGCCGUGGCUCUCGCUGUCGCUGCUAUUCCCGAAGGUCUUGCUGCCGUCAUCACUGCCUGUCUCGCGCUCGGAACCAAAAAGAUGGCCAAGAAGAACGCAAUCGUGCGUCACCUGCCUUCGGUCGAGACGCUCGGCUCGACCAACGUGAUUUGCUCCGACAAGACCGGCACGCUCACCACGAACCAGAUGAGUGUCACCCACUUUUCGGUCCUCGACACCACCGGCGCCAUCGCCGACUACUCGGUCUCGGGAAGCACCUUUGCACCCAUUGGCGACAUCACCGACUCGCAGGGCAAAAAGCUCAGCCAGCUCAACCAGCCGCGUACCGCCUUCCAUGCGCUCGCCGAGGCGUGUGCCGUGUGCAACGACUCGCACAUCCACCUCGACGACCACAACAAUUACACCAUCGUUGGCCAACCCACCGAAGCCGCGCUCAAAGUGCUCGUUGAGAAGUUGGGUCACCACGAUGCUGCUGUUAACGCCACUGUGGCCAAGCUGGAUGCGGCCGAGCGCGCAAGUGCGGUCAGCAACGAGUAUGGCAAAGCGCACCCGAGGCUGUUGACGUUUGAGUUUAGCCGUGACCGCAAGAGCAUGUCGACCCUGAUCCAGCGUUCAUCGGCGACCGGAUGCUUGCUUGUCAAGGGCGCGCCCGAGACGGUGGUUGAGCGAUGCGAAACUGUGCUGUUGGGUAAAAAGGCGGUUGCGCUCGACACGGCUCUGCGGGCUCAGAUCGGCGACAAGGUGCUCGAAUAUGGACGACUUGGCCUGCGUACGCUGGCGAUUGCGGUCAAGGAAGAUGUGCCGCUGGACGUUGACUCGUACCGCAGCAGCAGCCCUAGCGAAUACGUGCAGUUUGAACAGCGCAUGACGCUCGUCGGUCUCGUCGGCAUGCUCGACCCCCCACGUCCCGAAGUGCGCCACGCCAUCGAGCGAUGCAGACAGGCCGGCAUCCGUGUCAUUGUCAUCACCGGCGACAACAAGAACACGGCCGAGACCAUCUGUCGCCAGAUCGGCGUGUUUGGCGAACACGAGGAUCUCGCAGGCAAGUCGUUCACCGGUCGCGAGUUCGACGCGCUCACUACCACCCAGGAGAAGCUGGGUGCGGUUUCAGUUGCGUCGCUGUUCUCGCGUGUCGAGCCGUCGCACAAGUCGCAGCUCGUCGAUCUGCUGCAGAGCCAGGGACUGGUUGUUGCGAUGACGGGCGACGGUGUCAAUGAUGCGCCUGCGCUCAAAAAGGCGGAUAUUGGUAUUGCUAUGGGAUCGGGAACGGACGUGGCUAAGCUGGCUGCGGACAUGGUGCUGGCCGACGACAACUUUGCGACCAUCGAAGCGGCGGUGCAGGAGGGACGAUCGAUCUUCAACAACAUGCAGAGUUUCAUCCGCUACCUCAUCUCGUCCAACAUUGGUGAAGUCGUGUCGAUCUUCCUGACGGUACUGCUGGGGUUGCCGGAGGCGCUGAUUCCCGUGCAGCUGCUGUGGGUCAACUUGGUUACCGACGGUCUACCGGCUACCGCGCUCGGGUUCAACCCUCCCAGCACGACCAUCAUGCGCGAGAAGCCGCGCGGCCGCAAUGACCCCUUGAUUUCAGGGUGGAUCUUCACGCGCUACCUUCUCGUCGGCGCGUUUGUCGGCGCUGCGACGAUUUUCGGUUACGCAUGGUGGUUCCUCUUCGCCACUACGGGUCCACAGAUCAGCUAUGCGCAGCUGUCGCACUUCCACCAGUGCGCACUGCCCUCUUCGCAGGCCGUGGGCGGACUGUUUGAGGGUGUCGACUGCUCGAUCUUCAGCAGCUACCGCCAGCCUUCUACGAUCGCGCUUUCGGUGCUCGUCGUCGUCGAGAUGUUCAACGCGCUCAAUGCGAUCAGCGAGACCGACUCGCUGCUGACGUUUGGGCCGUGGAAGAACCCGCUGCUUAUCGCGGCUAUCGCGCUCAGCCUCGCACUGCACUACGCCAUCUGCACCGUGCCCUUCCUGCAGGACUGGUUCCAGGUGACCCGCCUCACGAGCGAGGAGGUCAAAGCCGUCGUGUGGAUCUCUGCGCCUGUCGUGGCGAUUGAAGAGGUCUGCAAGCUGGUCACGCGCGUCGUGUUUUUGAACAAGAGCAGCACGACGGAGGUGGUGGGCAGGGAGAAGAAGGAGCUUUAG
Molecule: messenger RNA, 3030 nt
Organism: Sporisorium graminicola
Lineage: Eukaryota; Fungi; Basidiomycota; Ustilaginomycetes; Ustilaginales; Ustilaginaceae
Exons: 1
Coding region: 1-3030 (1009 amino acids)
Biological process (GO): calcium ion transmembrane transport; intracellular calcium ion homeostasis
Cellular component (GO): membrane
Molecular function (GO): P-type calcium transporter activity; ATP binding; ATP hydrolysis activity
Source: RefSeq, a predicted model, not a curated record